Molecule: messenger RNA, 1541 nt
Organism: Scylla paramamosain (green mud crab)
Lineage: Eukaryota; Metazoa; Arthropoda; Malacostraca; Decapoda; Portunidae
Exons: 14
Coding region: 146-1165 (339 amino acids)
Source: RefSeq, a predicted model, not a curated record
AGUCACACAGGGGUUAACACUUGAAGGUCUCAUUACAUCACAACUGAACAUAUCCAGCCGCUAUAUAACCAGCCGCUGCGAGGUGCCUGUUCAGUCCUGACAGUGACAUCUUAUCUCCAUCAGAAGUCAUCUUCACACCUUCGUCAUGAGGUUCUCAGUAAUGUCUGCGUUCCUCUUGGGAGUGAUGGGCGUGAGCCUCGCCUUGUACAUGCCCAACGAUAACUUCCUCAACAGACUAAACAAGGGCUGUGGAUGCUGUUGUUGUUGCGAAAAGAGUCCUAUAAUUUCGAUCCCUCCUCCCCGUGAUUUGGACGAUAAUAACCGACCAAACAAAGGCUGUGGAUGCUGUUGUUGUUGCGGAAAGAAUCCUAUAAAUACGAUCCCUUUUGCCCGUGAUUUUGACGAUAAUGACCGACCAAACAAAGGCUGUGGAUGCUGUUGUUGUUGCGAAAAGAAUCCUAUAAUUUCGACCCAUCCUUUCCGUGAUUUGGACGAUAAUAACCGACCAAACAAAGGCUGUGGAUGCUGUUGUUGUUGCGGAAAGAAUCCUAUAAAUACGAUCCCUUUUGCCCGUGAUUUUGACGAUAAUGACCGACCAAACAAAGGCUGUGGAUGCUGUUGUUGUUGCGAAAAGAAUCCUAUAAUUUCGACCCAUCCUUUCCGUGAUUUGGACGAUAAUAACCGACCAAACAAAGGCUGUGGAUGCUGUUGUUGUUGCGGAAAGAAUCCUAUAAAUACGAUCCCUUUUGCCCGUGAUUUUGACGAUAAUGACCGACCAAACAAAGGCUGUGGAUGCUGUUGUUGUUGCGAAAAGAAUCCUAUAAUUUCGACCCAUCCUUUCCGUGAUUUGGACGAUAAUAACCGACCAAACAAAGGCUGUGGAUGCUGUUGUUGUUGCGGAAAGAAUCCUAUAAAUACGAUCCCUUUUGCCCGUGAUUUUGACGAUAAUGACCGACCAAACAAAGGCUGUGGAUGCUGUUGUUGUUGCGAAAAGAAUCCUAUAAUUUCGACCCAUCCUUUCCGUGAUUUGGACGAUAAUAACCGACCAAACAAAGGCUGUGGAUGCUGUUGUUGUUGCAAAAAGAAUUGUAUAAAUACGAUCCCUUUUCCCCCUGAUUUUGACGAUAUUAACCGGUCCGGUAGAAGUUCUGAGCAUUAUGAAUAAACUACAAAGCCUCUUCAGGAUCUUGAUCGGAAAAGUGAGAAAGAGAAUGCAGCCAAAACACAACUUCGACAACCCGAAGUGGUCUGGCCAGAAUCUUCGUCCACUUUUAUCCACUUCGUUUUACCUGAUAAUCCUGUCCUGACUCGUUGACAGAAGAAAAUAAUUACAGCGUAUAAAAUUAAAAUUCUUUUGUGUCCUUUACUAAGUCGAGUAAACUAUUAUGUCCAUUAAAGCUAGAGUCUUUCACUGGAUGAGUAGAUAGAAGAGUGCAAACUGCUGUCACCUUUGAACUACUAUGCAUAAUAUAUUUACAAUGUAACUCUUGAUUUAUGAAUGAUAAAAAUUUGCUGCAAUAAAAAUAUCAACAAGCAUACAA